AUGUUCCCGGUGAACGACAUCAAUUUUGUGGUUUGCGGAUUCGCGACAGUCGCAGCGACAAUGGGAUACGCUUGUUCGCGCCGCUACGCACACAAUUCAACUUCACCGACGCUGGGGGCUCUACCGGAGCAGUUGGGUGAUCGCCCGGACGAUAAAACCCAGAUUGCCUCACCAUCGAACGAGAAAGUUAUCGAUCAGAACGAAACGCUGCUCCAUGAACCAGAGGCCAUUGUCCCAUCAACCGCGUUAUCCAGGCGUUCGUCCUUGAAGCGAAAACGACCAAACGACGACGACGACGAUGACUAUUCAAAUCUGCUGUCCAUUUACCCCCCAGCAAAGCGGAGCAGGACUCCGCCGUCUGACAUCGAUGACAGUGACACCAUCAUCUCCGCAGCCGCAGCCCCGGAGACGCCAGCUCGGACCGAUGUCGAAGAGGGACCCAAGGUUGAAGCUGUUGGUCUUCCUGGAUGUCUUUAUGAGAACGCUAUCUUACACGCCUUGAAGCUGCCUCCAGUCGAUGAGUUACCGAGUCUGACCGCGUCGCCUCAGUCUGAAUUAUCAGACGAAGGGUCAGAAGGACCAAGCACGCCCCCUGACGUACCCCUCGUUCUGCCCCUUUCCCCGAAGAAGUCGCCCUUGGACCUAGCCUCACCCACACCACCCGCUACCCCACCUCCACCGAAACGCUCUGCCACUUUCGGUGGCACUUUUUCUAACGGCGGCUUUGCUGCCUUCGCAGGCAGCAGUUCACCGUUCAGUUCUCAGAGCUUCAGCUCCCCCUCUCCGGAAAGGGGAAUUAAACCCGCAUGGUGCAUUCCAUCUGGUUCAAAGUCGAUUUUCGACGCUCCCAACGAGCCUUCGUCGAACGCCUUGGGUGUUGAAGAGGUCGCAAUUGCUCCUGCAGAAGUGCGGUCCGACUCGCCCCAGACUCAUAUUACUGGCGAAGAGGACGAAGAGGCCCAGCUCGAGCUGAAGAACAUCAAGCUCUUCGUAAAACGAGGGAAGAAGAACUUCUCGAACGGAAUGAUCGGCAGCAUCAAGCUACUCUCGAAUAAAUCGACUAAUAGCGAACGCUUGCUUUUCCGUCGCGAGCCCUUGUGGAAAGUGUCCAUGAAUGUCCGCGUGAACACCAGCGUGCGGUGCACAUUCGAUGCCGAGGAGCACGUCCUCCGGAUUGUUCUAGCAGAGACGGUCGAGUCGCCCGAAAUCCCCGCCGAGCAGUGGCCUAGAGAAAUUGUCGUGUACGCUUUAAAGCCCGGUCGCUCUUCGAAGAGCGACUUUGCGGCCUUUGCAGAGGCGUUGAUCGCACGUCCCAAUCUGACGUCCACCCCGCCGCAAUAG
Pleurotus ostreatus (oyster mushroom) is the source of this 1341-nucleotide messenger RNA. RefSeq lists its product as uncharacterized. Gene Ontology annotation, biological process: intracellular transport. Gene Ontology annotation, molecular function: GTPase activator activity. Gene Ontology annotation, cellular component: nuclear pore; cytoplasm. The transcript is spliced from 9 exons. Lineage: Eukaryota; Fungi; Basidiomycota; Agaricomycetes; Agaricales; Pleurotaceae. The record is from RefSeq and is a predicted model, not a curated record. Bases 1 to 1341 code for a protein of 446 amino acids.